Vicugna pacos (alpaca) is the source of this 5497-nucleotide messenger RNA. RefSeq names its product POU class 6 homeobox 1 (gene POU6F1). The record is from RefSeq and is a predicted model, not a curated record. Lineage: Eukaryota; Metazoa; Chordata; Mammalia; Artiodactyla; Camelidae. Gene Ontology annotation, biological process: regulation of transcription by RNA polymerase II. Gene Ontology annotation, molecular function: DNA-binding transcription factor activity, RNA polymerase II-specific; RNA polymerase II cis-regulatory region sequence-specific DNA binding.
CAAGGGGGUGAGUCUCAGUUUCUUGUUGUUUUCAGACAGAGCAGCUUACAGAGUAAUAUCUGGCUACAGCUUCUCCACUUCCUUAUUAACAGCGGUAACUGGGACAGGUCAUUCUUUGAGUGAUACAUUUUGACUAGUUUUAGCCUCUGAAGAAGGUCUUCUUUCUCCUGAAUCUCCUUCACCAAUUUUGCUUUUUCUUCAUUUCAUCCUUGUUUGGGAAAAUUCUCAGUCACAAAAUCAUUUUGGAGACCCCUGCCCGACACAGUAUCCGGUGACUUAGAUUCACAUGCAUUGAUGUCCUGCAAAGUAUUUUUCAAAUAUGUAUUUUCUUCUAAUUCACUCUGUGUUUAAGUUUUUCUUGAAAUUCCAGUUUUAUUUUGUUGAAGAUACUGGUUCCUCUGAAAAGAUCUGAUCAUUUUCUUCAUUCUCAACUUUACAACACUUUACCAUGCCACUUAAUUAGAGGAAUUAAAUGAAGAUCUUGUUUUCCUUAAUUGUUCUCUAAGUGUUGCACUCAUGGACUGUUUUCUUGAACUCUUCAUGUGGGGAGGAUUAACACAGGCCUGUGGAUCACUGGGUAGAGUAAUCCAGACAGCUGAGUCUGAUGGGCUUUCCAUCUUACGAAUGAAAUCUUGGUUUACCUCUGCCUCUGCCAUCCCCAGAGAACACAGAAGCCUGUACUGUGGAGUUUUAUCCAGCUAUGAAAAGGAAUGAAAUACUGACAUAUGCUACACCCUGGAUGAACCUUGAAAAUAUUCUACAAAGUAAAAGGAGCCAGAUGCAAAAAGGCCCCAUUUGUAUGAUUUCAUUUAUAUGAAAUAUUGAGAAUAGGCAAAUCCAUAGAGAGGAAGCAGAUUAUGGUUGCCAGGCGCUCGGGGUCAGCAGAGAAAGGGAGUAACUGCUAAUGGAUUUCCUUCUGGAUGAUGAAAAUGUUCUGGAACUAAAUGGUGGUGCCAGUUGCACAACAUUGUAAAUGUACCAAGUUCCACUGAGUUGUACACUUCAAAAUGGUAUAAAAAAAAUGGUGAAUUUGAUGUUAUGUGAAUUUUACCUAAAUCAAUAAAAUAACAACAAAAAAAGGAAAACAAAUGAAGCAACCCCACGGGUAGAAGAGGAGGAGGCAGGGAAGGGGUGAGGAAUCCAGAACACUUCUCCAAGCUUAGUGUCUUCGUCUAUAACACGGGGACGAUAAUGGCCCCAUCCCCCAGCGGCAUGAGUAACACAUGAGUUCUUGUUCCAUAGAAUGCUUUGCCCAGCACAGAAGGCACUCAGAAUUAGUGUUCAUUGCCUUCUUUUCUCUCUAAGUGUCUAAAACUACUUGUCCCGUUUAUUAUCCCUAUUUUUCUUUCUUUUUUUUUAAGUGACUUAUUUUGGGAAGGGUAAUUAGGUUUUUUUUCCUUAUUUAUUUCUAAAAAAUUUUAAUAAAGAUACUGGGGGUUGAACCUAGCACCUCAUGCAUGCUAAGCAUAUGCUCUUCCACUUGAACUAUAUCCUUACCCCUAUUACCUCUAUUUCUUGUGACUGUGGUUUGUGACUCCAGACAACCUGUUCUCACGGGGGCUCCUCUCAUUCCUUCUCACUGCAUGUGGAAAGACUGCUUCACCAUCUGGGAUGUUGUCCUGCCUCCUGUGUCAAAGGCCAGGAUAGUUCUUGGGCCACUGCUGCAGAAUCACCUGACAGCUGGUUCUGUGGGACCCACCUGCUGAAUCAGACUCUGGAUUACAAUACAGUACAAUACCGCACAAACAUCUGGAGAUGUCUGGUCUGGGGGAAUCUGGAGGCCUGCAUUUUUAAUGUGUUCCAGGUGGUGAUCAAGCACAUUAAAGUUUUGAAACACUUGUUUUAAUUUAUUCCUGUCUUUACUAUCUCUUCCAGGAAGUCCGCUCAGACCCCUCCCCUGAGAAGUGCUCUGAUACCCAGUGUGCUCCUUACCUCUGUUUCUGAGUGUCUGGGUCAAAGUCGCCUUGGGUUCUGCCGGGUCUGCUCUUUCCCAUUGGACUGGAGGACUCUCAGGGACAGAUGCCUGGCCCUCUCUUUCCUCUUGUCACCCUGGUUCCUCCAGAGUGUAGGUUUUCCUUGGACGCUGUAGGAAGUGAGACACUUCAGUUUUAAAAUCCUUAGAAUCCUGUCUCCUUUACGUCUACAGAUACCUGGGACACUUAGCUUCUCUCUCUUCCUACCAUUCUAUGUCUGACUUUGUGGAAAUGGGAUUACUGUGUCACAUCAGCCUUUGCUUUUCCCAUCCCGUCUCACCCCACAGGAUGUGCUAGGUUGCCCACCCAACCCUGACAGGUGACCAUGGAUCCUGGAGCCGGGCCAGAUUCAUCUCUGACUAUCAAUGAGCAGGUCAUCGUGAUGUCAGGCCACGAGACCAUCCGAGUGCUGGAGGUUGGAGUGGAUGCCCAGGUCCCUGCUGAGGAGGAGGGCAAAGUGCUGGAGGGUGUGGCCGCCGAGGGCUCCCAGAGCGGAGGCCCUGAGGAAGCCGGGGAAACCGCGGGUGAAGCCGGGCCAGACAACCCAGACUCCUCCACAGAGGCAACUGACAUUUCCUGGUAGGAGGUCCCAAUACCUAACUAAAUCAAGGGAACAAGAAGAAGCUCUCACCUGGGUGAAAAUCUCCAGUUCCUGGGAAGUUCCUUUAGAAGCUCCUAGAAGCUGCUCAUCCAGACUUCAGCUCUCAGGGGAUGGCAGAGAAAAGCUGCCUGGCCUGGAGAAUCCCUGUGACCCUGAGUGUGGCCAACACAUGUCCAGUUUUCAGGGACUGCUACUUCCAAGACUUCACCCUGCAGGAAUCCUGGUCCCUUCCCCAGGCCAGCAUCUGCAUCCAAAAAGUAGCUUGAAGUCACUCCCCGGGAUGCCUCCGAGCCCUGCCCCUGCGGUUGCCACCUUCAGCCAAGCUCCAUGCCAGCCUCAGGCAUCGCAGACCCUAACGCCACUGGCUGUACAAGCUGCCCCCCAGGUCUUGACUCAGGAAAACUUAGCCACAGUUCUGACAGGAGUUAUGGUUCCAGCAGGGGCAGUUACUCAACCUCUUCUUAUCCCCAUCAGUAUUGCAGGUCAAGUGGCUGGGCAGCAGGGGCUGGCCGUGUGGACAAUUCCUACAGCAACCGUGGCUGCCCUCCCAGGACUGACCGCUGCUUCUCCCACGGGGGGAAUUUUCAAGCCACCUUUAGCCGGUCUCCAAGCAGCUGCCGUGCUGAACGCCACUCUCCCGGCACCCGUCCAAGCUGCCCCACCGACACAGGCCUCCUCGCCCGCCCAGCCCCGACCACCAGCCCAGCCGCAGACGUUGUUCCAGACCCAGCCGCUGCUGCAGACCACACCUGCCAUUCUACCGCAGCCCACUGCUGCCACCGCUACUGCCCCCACCCCCAAGCCAGUGGACACCCCCCCACAGAUCACCGUCCAGCCUGCAGGCUUCGCAUUUAGCCCGGGAAUCAUCAGUGCUGCUUCCCUCGGGGGACAGACCCAGAUCCUGGGCUCCCUCACUACAACUCCGGUCAUUGCCAACGCCAUUCCCAGCAUGCCAGGGAUCAGCAGUCAGAUCCUCACCAACGCUCAGGGACAGGUUAUUGGAACACUUCCGUGGGUAGUGAACUCGGCUAGCGUGGCGGCCCCAGCACCAGCCCAAAGCCUGCAGGUCCAGGCCGUGACCCCCCAGCUGUUGUUGAACGCCCAGGGCCAGGUGAUUGCGACCCUGGCCAGCAGUCCCCUGCCUCCGCCUGUGGCUGUCCGGAAGCCAAGCACUCCUGAGUCCCCUGCUAAGAGUGAGGUGCAGCCCAUCCAGCCCACGCCAGCCGUGCCCCAGCCUGCUGUGGUCAUCGCCAGCCCAGCCCCAGCGGCCAAGCCAUCUGCCUCUGCUCCCAUCCCAAUCACCUGCUCAGAGACCCCUACUGUCAGCCAGUUGGUGUCCAAGCCUCAUACCCCAAGUCUGGAUGAGGAUGGCAUCAACUUAGAGGAGAUCCGGGAGUUCGCCAAGAACUUUAAGAUCCGGCGGCUAUCCCUGGGCCUCACGCAGACCCAGGUGGGUCAGGCUCUGACCGCGACAGAAGGCCCAGCCUACAGCCAGUCAGCCAUCUGCCGGUUCGAGAAGCUGGACAUCACGCCCAAGAGCGCCCAGAAGCUGAAGCCAGUACUGGAGAAGUGGCUGAACGAAGCCGAACUCCGGAACCAGGAAGGCCAGCAGAACCUGAUGGAGUUUGUGGGAGGCGAGCCAUCCAAGAAACGCAAGCGCCGCACCUCCUUUACCCCCCAGGCCAUAGAGGCUCUCAAUGCCUACUUCGAGAAGAACCCGCUGCCCACAGGCCAGGAGAUCACCGAGAUUGCUAAGGAGCUCAACUAUGACCGGGAGGUCGUGCGGGUCUGGUUCUGCAACCGGCGCCAGACCCUCAAGAACACCAGCAAGCUGAACGUCUUUCAGAUCCCUUAGGGCUCAGCCCCCAGCCCCGGGUCCCAGCACUUUGUACCUUCCCUUGGCGUCCAGCUGCUGCCCCGGUCCUUCUGCCACGUGCGGCUGUGUUCGUCCUGGGUUGGGAGACUCCACUGCGUGCAUGUGCGUCCGCUGCCUCCCCGCUCUCCCCAUACAGUGCACAUCCUGGGGAGGGUGGCGGGGCCCACGGAGACCUCCAGACUUGGGAGUGGUCACGCCAAGGGAGGGGAUUUGUGGUGUCACUUAAAGAAGCACUUUGCUAACGUGGUUUUCGAAGGGUGAAUUCUGGUUAGGAAUCAGAAACUCCCUGUCUUUGGGGCAGGGCUGCAGCAGCCUUGAGGCUCGCUGGCCUUUAGCUGUUGUUUUUCAUGGCAUUCUUUUUCCACUCUCUCUCCUCCUUUGCUCCUCUGUGUGAGUGUGGCAGGUACGGCAGCUCGUCCAGUGGAAACACAGCCUCACCCACCCACACUUUGCCUGCAGGCACACUGUCCCCCGAGGGAACCCAAGAGAUACAGUUCUGAAAAGUGUGAUGUGCUGCUCAGAGGGUCAGACUGAGUGUCUGCCUUGACCUCAAGGUCAGAAGGUUCCCACAGCCCUGGGGCCAGAACAUGUGAUGUCCUCUCCCUCCUUUCCUUGAUUCCUUUGUGGGGAAAAUUGCACUAAAGCAGAACCUUUUCUUUUGUAAUCCAUGUUGGAAGGAAGCAACAAUGAACUCUAGCUGUCCUGGAGUUGACCUGGGUCUACAGCAGGUUGGGAACUUAAAAAAUAAAGUCGUCCUCCCAGAUUUUAAUCUGAUCCCUGCCCAUGGCUAUCUCCGCAUCAGAGCGGUGUGGUUAAGAGAACUUGCAGCCUGGAAAAUCCCCCUGCCCAAGUAAACAGGCAAGUGGGAGAAAAAUGAGGAAAGGAAUGCUGACUCUUUCUCUGUCCUCAUACUCACCCACAACCCAGUACUGGGGCCUUCUCAAAAGCAGCAAAUUAAACAAGAAGCCAGACAGCAAGGCCCUGGGGAAAAGCCAACAUCCAGAAAGAGCUGAUGGCAGCCCAGGAUGGUCUCUUUGUGGAAGGUGA